This is a messenger RNA of Strongylus vulgaris, 384 nucleotides long. NCBI's taxonomy places the organism in Eukaryota, Metazoa, Nematoda, Chromadorea, Rhabditida, Strongylidae. The record is from the annotation of a GenBank genome assembly.
AUGGGGAGAUGCACAAAAAAGGAUGACAUUAUUGCAAAAGAGGUUACAAAUGUAGGAGGUUCGCUUACUCGAUAUGCUCAUGUACCAGACGAAUUCCGCUACCUCCCAAAUGGAGCCUUUUUCCUGCAACUGCAAGAAAAGGAAACGCACAUUUACCUUUCCGAUGAGGUGGUGAAGCUCGCCAUUGAUGCGGCUCUCUAUGCCCUUAUCGGCGAUGGGAUCCACCAGCUUAAAUCGCGUUAUAAGCGGGGAUCUCGCGCACGUGUAGAAGAGGGUCAGCUUUACACGAUUCAUGGAGUCUGUAGGGGCGGAAUCGAAGCAGGAUUAACUUUAGAAAGGAGGGAAGAGGAUCCUGAAAACACUGCAAUUACCGCUUUACCAUAA